Messenger RNA from Sardina pilchardus (European sardine), 1245 nucleotides. RefSeq names its product neuropeptide FF receptor 2. Gene Ontology annotation, biological process: G protein-coupled receptor signaling pathway; regulation of adenylate cyclase activity; regulation of MAPK cascade. The transcript is spliced from 4 exons. Bases 1 to 1245 code for a protein of 414 amino acids. Lineage: Eukaryota; Metazoa; Chordata; Actinopteri; Clupeiformes; Clupeidae. The record is from RefSeq and is a predicted model, not a curated record. Gene Ontology annotation, cellular component: plasma membrane. Gene Ontology annotation, molecular function: neuropeptide receptor activity; opioid receptor binding; peptide binding.
AUGAAUGUAUCAAUUAAUUUUACAAAUGUCACUUACGUGGACUUCUACCUUCACAAGCCCUCAGUAGCAGCCAUCUUUAUUACCUCGUACCUCCUCAUCUUCCUCAUGUGCAUGGUGGGAAACGGAAUGGUGUGCUUCAUCAUUUUGAGAAGCAGAAACAUGCGGACUGUCACCAACCUUUUCAUCCUCAACCUGGCCAUCAGUGACCUGCUUGUGGGAAUCUUCUGCAUGCCAACCACCCUCGUUGACAACAUCAUCACAGGUUGGCCAUUUGGCAGUCUAUUGUGUAAGCUGAGUGGAAUGGUCCAGGGCAUAUCGGUUUCUGCAUCCGUUUUCACUCUAGUGGCCAUAGCAGUGGAUAGAUUUCGCUGUAUUGUCUAUCCCUUCAGACAGAAGCUAACCAUUUCGACUUCAACUUUGAUCAUUGUGAUUAUUUGGGUGCUGGCCAUCGCCAUCAUGUGUCCAUCGGGUAUCAUGCUUCAGGUCACCAGGGAGCAUAGAGUCUCCAUUCUUCUUGGCAAUGGCAAUGCGACACGUUCAUUUUACUGGUGCCGUGAGAACUGGCCCAACCAGGAGAUGCGCAAGAUCUACACCACCGUCCUCUUCACCAACAUCUACCUGGCACCUCUCACCCUCAUCGUCAUCAUGUACGCCCGCAUUGGCGUAACUUUGUGCCGGACAUCCAUCCCGGUUUCCCGGGGCCACUCAGGCUCGGAGGGCAGCAACAAGACCAGGCAUGAGAACAGACAGGCGGUGUCGAGGAAGAAGAAGAGGGUGGUGAAGAUGCUGCUGAUCGUGGCGCUGCUCUUCAUCCUGUCCUGGCUGCCGCUGUGGGCACUGAUGAUGCUGAGCGACUACGCCAGCCUGACGGAGUGGCAGCACCGCGUCAUCAACAUCUACGUGUACCCGCUCGCCCACUGGCUCGCCUUCUUCAACAGCAGCAUCAACCCGAUCAUCUACGGCUUCUUCAACGAGAACUUCCGCCGGGGCUUCCAGGCCGCGUUCAAAUUCCAGCUCUGCUCGGCGGGCAUGGAGCGAAGGAACACCUACUCGCACAGGGUCCAAGGGAACGCCGUGCUGCCGGCAAAUCCGCUGAUGGCCAAAGGGCCGGUGCCGGGGUCAGGCCGGAGGCGGCCCAAUGGGAAGAGCCUGCGGCACAACAGCAGUGAGUCAUCUGGCAGGGGCCAGGAGCAAGACCUCAUCAUGGAGGACCUGGAGAAGGUAUGUGAGGAUCACAUUCAGUGA